Messenger RNA from Linum trigynum, 864 nucleotides. Lineage: Eukaryota; Viridiplantae; Streptophyta; Magnoliopsida; Malpighiales; Linaceae. The record is from the annotation of a GenBank genome assembly.
AUGGUGCUCAUCAAGUCCAUGACCGUUGCUGAGAAGGCCGCCUUGGCCAAACAAGCCGCAGAAGCAGCCGUUGUGCAGACUGGGGGCGAUACGGAGCCGACCGCGGGAGUCAACCCGCCUCCCAAGGCCGCCAGGCAAGGCCGCCACUACCGGCAUCCUCCUCGCAGGUGGAUGGGGUGCUCGAAGACGAGACAGAGAAUGACGCGAUCCUGUGCCACCCUAGACCAUCUUGUGGCCGCGAUCGUGGAUGAACACCAAGAGAGGUUCGAGGAGAAACGCGAGCGGAUGGCGGAGUCCAGGAGGGUUUGGCGGCGGUCGAGGAGGUUCAGGCGACCUUGGUGUCGCUGCAGGGCGGGCGACGAUCCCCACCGGCGGAGGGCGCGGGCGGUGCUUCUGUCGCCGACGGCGGUGGAGGUGGAGGCGGCGCCGUUGUCAGGCGAUGUUGGCGGCCGGGCUGCCGAAUCGGAGCACGCGGGCCACGGCACGCUAGGGCGGAGUGGCGGGACUGGGCUUUUGCCUACGUCGACGGCCCAGGAGGUGGCGGCCCGAAAGGGCAAUGUUAAGAUGCCCGGUUAUGAUGUUGGGCCCACCCAACAAGAGUAUGGGUCGUCAGACUUGGCGGGCUGCGGGGAUAUGGUGGGCCAGACGCGGGAGCCCACCGGGCUAAGGUGGCUAAGCCUGAACCACGAUCAGUACGAUGACGAGCUCAGCUUGGUGGGCGGAAAGGCGCUUUGGGCCGAACCGGACCUUGAGCAGGGCUACUGGGGUUCGAACCAAGGCCUAGAUUGGGCCUCCCGAAUAGUGCCGGGCCAGGGUGGAUGGGGUCGGGCCGGGGCUCGGGCCAGGCGGGGUGGACCAAGCUGA